Messenger RNA from Tripterygium wilfordii, 3076 nucleotides. Its product is annotated as U4/U6 small nuclear ribonucleoprotein Prp31 homolog. Gene Ontology annotation, biological process: mRNA splicing, via spliceosome; spliceosomal tri-snRNP complex assembly. Gene Ontology annotation, cellular component: U4 snRNP; precatalytic spliceosome; U4/U6 x U5 tri-snRNP complex. The record is from RefSeq and is a predicted model, not a curated record. NCBI's taxonomy places the organism in Eukaryota, Viridiplantae, Streptophyta, Magnoliopsida, Celastrales, Celastraceae. The transcript is spliced from 3 exons. The coding region runs from base 269 to 625 and encodes 118 amino acids.
UGUCUAAGCAAUCUGGACAUUCGUAUCAGUUAUAUCUGGGAGGUAAUAGUAAUACAUUGUUCUGUCUCGAUUUGGUCUAUGAUUUCACAAUUAUUUGCAUAGUCCUCUCGCUGAUUUGUCCGAUUUCUCUCAGGGCUUUGUCUUAUACGUGAUUUCUGGUUGGAUUUUGGGCGUUACGUCUUUUGCUGAUUCUUUUCUUGCAGACCUUGACGAGUUAUCGGAUAAUGAAGCUGAUCUUACUGAGGAAAAUAAUGCUGAGCUUGAAAACAUGGAGGAAGAUGAGGAUGGGGACAUGGCAGAUCUAGAAGCUCUUAAUUAUGAUGAUUUGGACAGUGUCUCAAAACUGCAGAAAACACAGAGAUUCAUUGAUAUAAUGCAGAAAGUAGAGGAUGCACUUCAGAAGGAUUCUGAUAUCUCUAAUCGUGCACUGGUUUUGGAAGAUGAUCCAGAAUACCAGCUGAUUGUGGAUUGUAAUGCAUUGUCAGUUGACAUUGUGAAUGAAAUUGUUAUUAUUCACAAUUUUAUCCGUGACAAGUACCGGUUAAAGUUUCCAGAGUUGGAAUCGUUGGUGCAUGAUCACCCAAUUGAUUAUGCUCGAGUUUUUUGCUAUCUUCUGCUUGAUUGAGAUGAAGAAAAGAGAGAGGUGGAAUACAAAAGAAAAGAUUGGUCCGUGAAUGUUGAUUUCAAUGUAAUUUUUAGUAUCUACGUCUUUGUAUGCAGGAAUGGCAUCUGGUCGUGAUGAUUUUUGUACACAUUUGUAAUUGCAACCACAAAGCAGUAGAAAUUUUUGGUCAUUCUGAUUCUAGUUGCCUUAGGAUCACUUGAUUUCUAGCAAGUGUCCAGACAAAAACGAAAAAGGGCCAUUCUGAUCAGUUGUUGGAUCAUUAACCAUGUUGAGAUUCUCCUAAGACCCUACCAUCCCCACCCCCAUCAAAUGAAGAAGAAAAAAAACACUCUGAAACAGAAGAGGAAAGAGAAGGCAACUGUCAAUUAAGCCACUUGAGUUGUGGAUAUUUUAUGAUGAUACUUUUUCAUUUGUUUGUACAAUUGUAUUUUCUCUUAGUUCUGUUUUCCACAUGCAGGGAAUUGAGCUCACAAACCCACAGGCUCAUGCACAUCAGCUUGGGAGUGGAACUCAGAGUACCUACUUCUCUGAAACAGGAACGUUUUCGAAUAUUAGGAGGACCUCAUCUACAAGCAAAUUAUGGUUACGAUAGGCGUCAAGUGAAACUGCAGUGAUUUAUUCAGUCGGGGCAGUCUUAACAGUUCAUCAUCUCCAUUUUGCAGACUAUGCAUAUUGAAAUUUGAGAAGUAAUUUGCCUAUAUAAAUAAAAAAAAAGAGGUGAUUUUUAUCAACAAUAUCUAAAAUUUGUGAUCUUUUGUUUUUCGUAAAACAAGAAUUUUGUUACCAAAACAGGCAAAAUGCAUCAAACGGACUUAUUGCCCAAAACUACCAAAAUCCCAACGAUCUUGAUCCUUGCGAAAAUACUCCCUCUUGAGAGACCGCGUCGCCCCACGAGCCAGUGUAAGUCUUUGGUGUCUCCCUCACCAUCGCUCCGGUAGUCCCUUCCACGCAUCAAUUUUUGCUUCUUGCAACAUCGAUCAUCUCUUUGGAUUUGCUACUCCGACCAUCUUUCUACUUUUUGCAGAGGUAAUUUCACUGUUUUCUCUUCUUCUUUAUGCUAGGUCUGAAAUUGAUUGGUAAUGUUGAUGCUGGUGUGUUUGAUAGGUUAUCUAUAGUUGACGAGUUUAGAUAUUCCAUUUCGGGUGUCUGAUUUUUGGGAAUUAUUUUUUUUUGGUGGUAUUUGUAGUUCCAGUGCUUAGCUUCAGGGUUUAGCUUUGUAAGUUCGUUUUUGUUUCUCUUUUGUGGUUUCUUCUUGUAUUUUCAGGUUGUGGUCUCGUCUAAAAUUGUUGUAUUGUUCAUUCUUGUACUUCUCUAAUCUCUCUCUCUCUGUUUUUUAUUUUUGGUAAAUAAUCACACUCUCUCUUGCUCUCCUCCUAUCAAAUUUUGCCGUAAUUAUAAUUUCCUUUCUACAUUUGAUAAACGUAAUUUUCAUGCUGCAUAAAAGUUGAUGCCGAAACCGGCUGAGACUCUAUUUGUAAAAAUCUGAUCUUUUUUAUGGAAGGUCUGGUUGUAACAUCAUAGUGAAAUUUCACUGGUAUUAUGUUACUAGAUCAUAAAAGUUUCACAUGAUGUAAAUAAAGGAAAGGCAUUGAUAGUUUUAUUUUAGCUCUGUUUACUUUUGGAUGUGUAUAUAGAGUUGAUGUUUUGUUGGUUUUUAGAAACACUGCUCUUUGCGUUCUUGGCCAACUCUCUACUUCAUAAAUUCUUUCUCAUGCGAAUUAUGCCAUCUCCUUGCAUUGAACACCCAUAUUUUUCUCUUAAAUGUACAGAAUUAGACAGAACUCAGACUAGAUGUGUAGACUCUAGAUAUGCUUCAUAGAAAUUAGCAUUUUUUUUUUGGUUUAGUUAUUGUUUUCAUUGGUAGGAUAACUAUAUAAUCAUGCGGGUUGCAAGGCCUAUUUUAAAUUCUUACGGGCUGUCAGUAUUUGAUAUAUGCUACUCAACAUUUUCGUUUCAUACUACAAGAGUAUCUGAUAUUUUCCGUGCUUUUUUCUUCCUCUGCGGAUAUGAAAAGUUGGUUGAAAAUUAAUUAGAAUGAUACCAAAGUUUAAGCACAAAUAAUCCAGUUUUUUGCUACAAAAUUUGGCAUUCUUUGUUACAUGUCUUAGAGCAAUACAUUCAAUGGAGUUAAUUGUGCUUUUAUAACAACUUCGCCAUUUUUGGUGCUUGAAAGUUGUGUUUUUAAGCCUUGAUUUGAUUUUUUAGCACGUGCUAGUUACCUAAUGAAGAACUUGUACCUAUGGUUAUUUCCAUGCUAUUUUAUCUGUGGAAGAGAUAGAUAUGCUUUGCUAAACGUCUUUUGUCCUUGUAUGAAAUAUGGUCUUUCAGCAGGCCUAGAAGAAGAUUUGUUUGUGGGAAUCUGAAACUAUUCAGGCUUAAGUUUAAUUAUACCAGCUAUUCAGUGAUAAACCAACCCCAUAUCUGUGUUAAAAAUCCCAUGGCUAAAAGAGG